This is a messenger RNA of Actinia tenebrosa (Australian red waratah sea anemone), 2951 nucleotides long. RefSeq names its product zinc transporter ZIP3. Gene Ontology annotation, biological process: zinc ion transmembrane transport. Gene Ontology annotation, cellular component: plasma membrane. The record is from RefSeq and is a predicted model, not a curated record. Gene Ontology annotation, molecular function: zinc ion transmembrane transporter activity. NCBI's taxonomy places the organism in Eukaryota, Metazoa, Cnidaria, Anthozoa, Actiniaria, Actiniidae.
ACCUGGUCCAUGACURUCUGUCUGUCUGUGUCGGUGAAUUACGUCACACAUCACAUCGAGACGUAGUCAUAACUUCGAUCAUGUGGCUCCUUUAACGCUAUCUAGCUCACGAGACCCGGGCACUAUUAUUACACUACACAAAUUACGUAAAAGAGUUAUCACAAGGGAUUACUAACAAUUUACAAAGGAUCCACGUCUCAAAAGUGAAAUCUUAGUGUAUUCAUUCGAGAAAGAUGAACCACUUAACCAUCAAAAUAAUCGUUAUUUUCGGUAUUUUUCUUCUAACUUUUGUGGCUGGUGUCCUUCCAUWCAAGAUUGGUAAUAAUGGAGGGCCUGGGAGACAUGAUCGCCGAAGACGUAUUUUAUCCUACUGUAACUGCUUUGCUGGUGGGGUAUUCCUUGCUACGAGCCUCCUAGAUUUAUUACCAAUGAUACGAGAAAAGUUUUUGGCGGUUUUUCAAGAGGGGGACACGUCGACAGUUUUUCCAGUGGCUGAGUUUACGACGUGCGUUGGUUUUUUUAUCGUCCUUGUGUUAGAGCAAAUAAUUCACACUUUCCAUGAUAGUUCAUUGUUUCAUGGACACGGCCAUGGAGACAGCGAUGAUACAAAACCAUUGUUGAAUUCAGCAAUACAUCGAGGACAUGUCCAUCCUGAAGGAACUGUGRUAGAAAGCAGCGAAUCAUUUGCGACGAGAAAUGGAGGAAUCCUACGUGGUAACGUCACGCAGAAACAUGAAACAGAAGGCUCGAUUAGGACGUACAUCCUUGUAUUUGCUCUAUCCUUACAUUCAGUUUUUGAAGGACUUGCUCUAGGAUUGAUUGUGGAAUUAGACCGRCUUGCUCAGAUUGCCACAGCGGUUUGCAUUCACAAAUCUAUAAUUGCAUUUAGUCUGGGAGUAAGCAUGGUGCAACAUCAAAUGGGGAUUAGGACAAUUCUAAAGGCUGCUUUGAUAUUUUCUCUGAUGGGACCUAUAGGUAUUGGUAUUGGAAUAGCUGUACUUGAUUCAUCUACGCAUUUUGGAAGCAAUCUGGCAUCUGGGAUUCUUCAAGGAAUUGCAAAUGGUACAUUCAUAUUUGUGACUUUCUUUGAAAUCUUACAGCAAGAGCUAUCAAGACAAGGGAACAGACUUCUGAAGGUCUUAUUUAUGAUCAUUGGUUAUUCCAUAGUUACUGGCUUGUUGUAUUAUGCAAACCUCCUGGAAAAAAAACCCCAUGCAAUUCAUGACCCACACCCAACUACAUCUGGAUUAUUUCAAGCUCUGUAGUCCAUUUCUACAAAUUAUCAGCAAUGACAAGUUAUAAAGAUUAUGGAGUUUAAUAUCAAGAGCGUAUUAAAGGAAGGUAAUUCAAAAUCAUUGGAUUACUAGACAUUAGAUGUUUAGGAAUGCAUCUUUUGGAGAAAAAGUGACAAACUUGUCUGGCAUGACAAACAAAGAGUAUUUGACUUAAACAAAUAUACGAAAGAUCUGUAAAGGUUUUUGAAGCUUAAAAAAUUAACAUUGCAUUAUUUGCAAUCAUUGCAUGUUCAUCGUUUAGAGUUUUGAUAUUAGAGGAUUUGAUUGAGUUAUUGCAUAAAAAAGAUAWGUUAUUGAAAUGAUGAUUUAAGAAAAARWUUUUAAAAAUGACAUCAAAUUAAUAGAARAUUACUGUUCAGACACACUGACCAYRAUGGUCGGUUGCUAGGGCUUUUUCUCCCUCUGYCCUCAAAAUUGAGAKUUUUARGCCAUAGACAGAAGUACAAUAUAUCAAAUGCRACAAAACUWGGCAGGGAAGUAGGUUGAUAAAUUACCUACUAAUUAACGUYGGYUUCAUCCMAUGUGACUGCUAUUGUGACRUCAUAAWUCAUGUCCAAAUUUGGCAUAAGAAUAAAAAUUCACAAAAGGAAUGGUAAAAAAUGUAAAAUAGUUUUCUGCAUAGAAUUCUAUGAUUUCUGGUGAAAACUUGAUCUCAUUCGGAUACAAUGGUGUGAAAUUACAGCUAAUGAAAGAAAUUCAAAUUUCCCAUUAAUGACGUAUUGCGUGAUGAAAGAGGCAUCAUAGCCCUAUACAUCCAAAGUCAAAAAAACUACAAAUUUGAUUUUAUACAACCUUGUCGCUGCUCCUGUGCCAAUAUACAUUCAUUGUCUGGCUGUUUAAAUACCCCUAAAGUUUGACCAUAUAUGGUCAUUUGGCGGGAAAUUUGAAUUUCUUUAAUAAGCUGUAACUUUACACCGUUGUAUCCGAAUGAGAUGGGGUUUUCACUGUAAAUAUGCUCUUUGUGUACCAAAAUUAUCUAUAACACUUUAACAAUGGUUUACAAAUUUUUAACGUUGUUACUAAAAAUAGGUGUUACUUAUGACGUCAUAAUUUCAAGAAAAGUCAAAAAUACCAUUAUUAUUGUAAAAUUUUAGAAAAUUUUUUUUCUAAAUAACAUGUUUCGAUGUAUUGCUUUAUUUGGAAUAUAACCUACUCUUCUGUAAGCCAAAAUUUGAAUUUAAGACCCUUGCGGGAGGAAAAGCCAUAGCAACCAACCAUUGUGAACCAGGACUACUUGAACAAAAUUUAAGAUAAAAAAAAUAUGUUAUUGAAAUGGUGAUUUAAGAAAAAGUUCUUAAAGAUGACAUCAAAUAAUAAUAGAAAAUUACUGUGCAGACACACUAACCAGGACUAUUUGAACAAAAUUUAAGAUAUAAAAGACUUUAGCCAAUCAGGAGAUAGCAAAAUCAGUAUCAUAUUGACCCUCGCCAAUCACAAUCUGUCAUUCCCACAGCUGUUGAUAACAUCUAAUUCUUUUCUCAGAUAUCUAGGCUUUGUUGCCUGCACCUGAUUGGUUUGAGUAGAACUUUAUGUUGUGACUGGUUAACUUUUUACAAGCUUGGUCCUGGUUAGUGUGUCCGYACAAGUAAAACAAGAAGGUCAAAAAAUGACUUGUUGAAUCAAAAGUUUAUAUUUCAAAAAUCAAAAGAAUUAUAA